Messenger RNA from Drosophila bipectinata, 3994 nucleotides. NCBI's taxonomy places the organism in Eukaryota, Metazoa, Arthropoda, Insecta, Diptera, Drosophilidae. The record is from RefSeq and is a predicted model, not a curated record.
CACACACUCGUAGUGGUUUCCAAUUGGAAAGAACCUUUCCGGACGGGGGAGCACGUUUCGCGUAAAAAAAAUAAAAAUUCGACCGUGAUUCGGAUUCGAUUCCGGUGGCAGCCACAGAUUCUAUUAUUAACAAGCCAAGAAGAACCUGUCGCACCAAUUGCACAUCCAUCAUCUCGCCCCCUUUUCCCACCAGCAAUAUUAUAUCCGACAUAUAAUAAUAUCUGUUUACAAGAGCAGGCCCAGCAGCUGACGCCGCAAUCGCAGCUGUAAAAAAGGAAGGAAAAUCCCAAAAAGAGACCGCAGGGGAUAGCAUAAAAAAAAAAAAAGAAAAACACGCGACCUGCCCCGCACAUUUUUGUGUUUUUUUAUUGUGAAUAUUUGAUUUAGCAAGAUUAGCUAAAAAAAAAGAGUCCACAAAUCGUGAAUCGUGAAUUAAUUUUGUUGGGGAGAACACGAGAAAAACAGCGGGAAAUUCGGCAAACUGCAGAUUACACAACUGCAGCAACACCAUACACACACACACACACAAACACACAUACCUCCCGCCUCCCACAAAUCGUGCCGCAAGAGCGAUAGAGAGAGAGAGAGAGUGUGAGUGGAAAAGUGCAGAGCAGGAGGAGCAGUGAAACACUAAGAGAGCAGUAAAGAGACCGAAAGGAGGUCACAUUUGUUGUGCCGCUAUAUUCCUUCGAUUCUGAUUACCGAGUCGCCAAAGCAACAGCUGAGCGGCCCCCCCCACUUCUUUUUUCAUCUUUUUUUUUGCCGAAACACACAGCAGAAAUGGGUCUACUGAGCGAGGGCAGUCCACUUUCCUGGGAGGAGACCAAGGCGCUGGCGGAUCACGUACGCGAGCACGGAGUCAAUCAGUUCAUCAACCUCUACCACAGACUGAAGGAUCGCCAGGGCGACAUCCUCAAGUGGGGCGACGAGGUGGAGUACAUCAUCGUCAAGUUCGACGAUGAGCAGAAGGUGGCCCGUGUGGCACUGCGCGCCCAGGACCUACUGGCCGAGCUCAACGAGAAGGAGCAGGCCGAUCCCAAGGGCGUCAAGUCCCUGUGGCGUCCCGAGUACGGUGCCUACAUGAUCGAGGGCACGCCCGGCAAGCCCUUCGGCGGCCUGAUGGCCCACUUCAACCUGGUGGAGGCCAACAUGCGCUACCGCCGCGAGGAGGUCACCGAGCUGCUGGGCAGCGACGAGUGCGUCAUGUCCAUCACCAACUUCCCGCGCCUGGGUGCCCCCAAUUUCACCUAUCCGCUGGCCCAGCCCCGCCCCGAGGAUCCGCUCAGCUCGGCCAGGUCCCUCUACUUCCCGGACGAGGCCAUCUUUCCGGGUCAUCCCCGCUUCAAGACCCUCACCCGUAACAUUCGCAAGCGUCGUGGCGAGAAGGUGUCCAUCAAGCUAAAGGUCUUCAAGGAUGUGAAGACCAAGCUGCCCGUGGAGGGAGCCCCGCCAGGAGAGCCGGACGUCGUUUUGCUGGACGCCAUGGGCUUCGGCAUGGGCUGCUGCUGCCUGCAGCUGACCUUCCAGGCCUGCAACAUCACGGAGGCGCGUCGCCUCUACGACCAGCUGGCCCCGCUGUGCCCCAUCAUGCUGGCCCUGACGGCCGCCUCGCCCAUCUACCGCGGCUACCUGACCGAAUCGGACUGCCGCUGGAACGUGAUCAGCUCCUCGGUGGACUGCCGCACGGAGGAGGAGCGCGGCCUGGCUCCGUUGAAGAACCAGAAGUUCCGUAUCGCCAAGUCGCGUUACGACUCCAUCGACUCCUACCUCUCGCCGGAGGGGGCCAAGUACAAUGACGUGCCGCUGACCUACGACGAUGCCGUCUACCAGCGACUCAUCGACGGCGGAAUCGACCAUCUGCUGGCCCAGCACGUGGCCCAUCUGUUCAUUCGCGACACGGUGUCGCUGUUCAGCGAGAAGGUCAACCAGAACGACAACGAGGACACGGACCACUUCGAGAACAUCCAGUCGACCAACUGGCAGACCAUGCGCUUCAAGCCACCGCCGCCCAACAGCUCCAUCGGCUGGCGGGUCGAGUUCCGGCCCUGCGAGGCCCAGAUCAGUGACUUUGAGAACGCGGCCAUCGUCUGCUUUGUGGUGCUCCUGACUCGCGUCAUCCUCUCGUACCAGCUGAACUUCCUCACACCGAUCAGCAAGGUGGAUGAGAACAUGCAGACGGCCCAGAAGCGCGAUGCCUGCCGCAAGGAGAAGUUCUGGUUCCGCAAGUCCUCCAAGACCACCGAGCAGCGCGCCGCCAAGGCCAAUGCUCGGGCUCAGGCCGAGGCUCAGGCUCAGGCCAAUGGCAAGGCCACUUUGAACGGAGGAGGAGCUGGUGUGUUGGAGAACGGAAACGGCAACGGGCUGGCCAACGGAAGUGGCAGCGAGAACGGCGACAUCGAUGAGCCGCUCACCAAUGGCACUGGUCCCAAGCUGAACGGACACGCCGCCACCAAUGGCACUAGCAAGACCAAUGGCACCACCAACGGCUCCACUAAUGGCCUCUCCAAUGGCACCGACAGCGAUCACACCGACACCGAUGACGAGGAGAACGAGCUCUUCCAGCUCCUCUCCAUCAACGAGAUCUUCAACGGAAAGCCCAAUGUAUUUCCGGGUCUGGUGCCGCUGAUCCGCAGCUAUCUGCAGUCCAUGGAGGUGGACACCGACACCCACUGCACCAUCGAGCAGUAUCUGCGCUUCAUCCAGAAGCGUGCCGCCGGCGAGCUGAUCACCACGGCCACCUGGAUGCGUGAGCAGGUGCUCAGUCAUCCGGAUUACAAGCAAGACUCGGUGGUCAGCGAGAGCAUCAACUAUGAUCUGCUGAAGCGCAUCCAGAGCAUCCAGGAGGGCAAGCACGUGGAGCCGGCACUGCUCGGCCAGGGCUAUCAUUCCAAGACGAAGACGAAAGAGUUCAUUCCGCCGGCACUGCAGAAGCAGCUGGCCAAGAACGGGUGCUGCGAGGAGAAAUGAUUGAGGAGCGCGCUACGGACGCGUCCAACGCAGCUGGCCCGCGUCGGCCGGUGGCGAAUGUGAUUCGGGUUUUGUGGGUCCCUGAGAUGUUAUGAUGAUAUGAUGGUGAUGUAUGUAACAGCGUAACAUGAUGCGAUGCAAGGCGAGGCAUAGCUGGGCGCUGAGCAGAGUGGACCAAAACCGGAAGCGAAAUUGCAACCGGAAGUGCAGAGCGAAGAAGCAGCAACAUUUAUCAAUAUUAUUUUUAUAGCAUAAUUUAAACGAAGAAUAACAAUUAGUGUGUGUGUGCACCGGAAUCCUAAUUGUGGACAAAUGUUUUGCGGCUGAAAAAAAAAAAAAAAACUACAAAAAAAAAAUAGACGGUAGCACGUGGAGGCGGAGAGGAUAAUCGGACUGCCAGCCCACCAGAUAUAGGGCAUAUAGGGCAUCAAGGAAACGAGGCUUCUCUGCCGCCACAAGGUCCUAAAAUCGAACCGAUUGCAAUAGUUAGAAGUGGAAAAUUACAAUAUAUUACUAACCAUACCCAACCGACUACAAAACCAAGAUAAAUCUCAACCAAGUGCCGUUCCACAACACCUAAAAUACAUAGCUAAAAAAAAAUAAAAAAAAUGAUAAUGGGAGCAGGAGGAGGUCCUCUUGAGAGCCGGCUCUUGUUUUGUUUUCGUUUAAUUACAUAUAUAUAUAUAUAUUUAUUAUGAUUAUUCUUAUAAAAAUUUCAAGUAAAACACAACUUUAUUAUUAUUAUUAUUUUUUUUUUUUAAAUAGAUAUAUGUAUGUAAAACACAACCACGCAACAAAAAAUGUCUAAAAAGUGGCCUGAUGUUAUUAAAAACAAAAUAGAUAUAUUAUAACUAAGCAAAAAGAAAAAUCUAAACACUACUGAGAUGAACGAACUUUUGCAAUUAUAAUUUAUUGUGUAUGUGAUUGUUUUCACCAUUAUGAUAUAAUUAUUAUGGUUUACCCAUUUAUGCAACUAUUGUGACCACAAGCAAGCAAAUAAACGGAUAAAAAAAUUGUUGAAUCUUAA